Messenger RNA from Patiria miniata (bat star), 1006 nucleotides. RefSeq lists its product as uncharacterized. The record is from RefSeq and is a predicted model, not a curated record. The transcript has a single exon. Lineage: Eukaryota; Metazoa; Echinodermata; Asteroidea; Valvatida; Asterinidae. The coding region runs from base 1 to 945 and encodes 314 amino acids.
AUGUCAAUCCUUCACACAGCUGAACCAAAUGACGGCGGUGACACGUUGCUGUCUGAUGCUGUACACAACCCAGCCCUCACCUCCAGUGUAUCAGACGAUUCUGAACCAGACGAGACAGACGUCGGCUACGAGAACCCUGGCAAAAUGACAACGAGUCUGCAGCCAGACCCUGAGAUGCAGUAUGAUUAUGCCGCUGUGAGCAGACCUGCAGUAGAGUUGGUCGUAAAUUCUGGGAACAAGAAUGAGGGUUAUGUUAAUAGUACAAUGACGAGUAAGAUCGUGGCAAAAGACAAGCCAGAACCAGAACAGACUAACCGUCAAACGGUCCACCCUGAUGAUGAUGAUAAACGUCUUGACGAUACUUCAGGGCAAUCAUCAAAUUACGUGUAUGAUUACGCUGCCAUUGAUAACUUACCCGUGGGUAAAGGUCUCAGUCUGGGGUCUCACAACAAAUCCCCACCAAAUCAAAGCAACCGUGAACCCCCGAUGGUGCACCCCGCCCCACCUGCUACUGACCCAGGUAGACCCGAUUCUAAAUACGAUGAUGUUGCUGUUGGAAAUAAUUCUGAUCAGCUCGUUGUUGAUGUUGAGCAAGAUCGGGCUUAUGUGAACCAAAAGGUCUUUGCAAAGCGUCGUUUGGGUGAAGAUAAACAAGCUCCAAAACGGAGCGAUGCUGGGACGGAAUGUUCACCAUCUGACCGGAGCCAGCAGCCUGUGCGUGCGUUCAUAACUGCCAGAGAUCCCCCAGUCCCUACCGAUGAUGCCUACGCCUAUGCAGAGAUCCCGUCUAUAGUUACCAACCCUAGUCCUCGUGACUCCCCACCAGCGUGUUAUGAGAGCAUAGCACCGGGACAAAGCCCGCUGAGUGACGGGGGCUAUCAGGCUUUGAAUCCGGCCGGGCUAGAGGGAGAAAACAAGUAUACACCCCUGAUUCUUGAAAAAUGAAUGAAUCAUGAUUAAACGAUUCCUUGACAUUUGAGGCUGAGGGUUGGUAACGAUCCUGGGG